Molecule: messenger RNA, 628 nt
Organism: Branchiostoma belcheri (Belcher's lancelet)
Lineage: Eukaryota; Metazoa; Chordata; Leptocardii; Amphioxiformes; Branchiostomatidae
Product: O-acyltransferase like protein-like
Exons: 3
Coding region: 107-628 (173 amino acids)
Source: RefSeq, a predicted model, not a curated record
GGCGCAGCAAUGGCCUUUGAGUCGGAUUCCCAAUCUUGCUACUUACUUUGCUUUUCGACAUUCAGUCAUAAGUUCUUUGCUGUUCGUAGCACUUGUCCUCAAUAGUAUGAAGUUACUGUUGGGCCUAUGCUUCCUGCUGGUGGCCCUACGCGUGGUAUGUGCUCAAAAUGUUUGGGGCAACCAAAUCCAGGGUUUCUACCAUCUAGUGGAAAGAAUGAAAGCCGCUCUGCAGAGAGAAGCGUUGGACAUCCUGACCAACUUGGAUCUGAAGUGGCACGAAGUCAUCUGGACGAACGCCAACAUGAGUCGGCGGUGUGAAGACGACAUGUUGAAGUAUAGGGAAGACCUCUUCCAUAGGGAGAACUACGCACUACACAUGCUUGACGCUUGUGGGAAACCUCCGAGUGGUAUACUAACCGGAAAUCUGAACUGGCUCGGCAGUUAUCCUCAGUGCGUCAAAGUGACUACAGAAGAGUACAACAUAACUUUCAACGGGAAAUACUUCUUGGCACAACUAGUUCUUACAGAACAAACCAAUCAGACCAAAAUCUCCCUGAAAGUCGGCCUGUGCGUCCCCGAUUCGUGCACGGAGCACGACGUCAUUUUGCAGCUAGAGAACAGUAAGUAA